AUGAGGAUUGGCUGUCUUCAAUUUGCGCCAGAGGUUGGCGAUAUUGAUAACAAUCUCAAUCGCGCUGAUUCGGUUUUAAACCGCGCGAAUCGAAAUGAACUCGAAAGCCUUGACCUGCUGGUGCUUCCCGAGAUGGCUUUUACUGGUUAUAAUUUCGAAUCACUAGAGGAGAUCCAGCCUUACCUUGAGCCGAAAGGCGCAGGGAUAUCGGCACUCUGGGCCAGGACUACCGCACUCAAGUACGACUGCAAGGUUGCUCUGGGUUACCCGGAGUCCAGCACAGACUGGAGUGGCCCAGUACGACAUUUUAAUUCACUGCUGCUCGUCAAUGAGGAUGGUGAGACCUUGGCAAACUACAGAAAGCAGCAUCUUUACUACACGGACGAGACAUGGUGUAAGGAGGGGACUGGCGGCUUUUUCCAGGGCGAGGUGGAUGGCAUCGGGCAAACAGCCAUGGGGAUCUGCAUGGACAUCAAUCCCUACAAGUUCGAAAGACCUUGGCACCGGUUCGAGUUUGCAUUCCACAUCCUUGAAUCGCACGCCAAUGUCGUCAUUAUCUCCAUGGCAUGGAGCACGCUUGAGGACCGCGCCGCCUUUUGCAGCAAGCCCUAUGAGCCUGACAUGGAAACACUCGAAUACUGA
Molecule: messenger RNA, 642 nt
Organism: Pyricularia grisea
Lineage: Eukaryota; Fungi; Ascomycota; Sordariomycetes; Magnaporthales; Pyriculariaceae
Exons: 4
Coding region: 1-642 (213 amino acids)
Biological process (GO): protein catabolic process
Molecular function (GO): protein-N-terminal asparagine amidohydrolase activity; protein-N-terminal glutamine amidohydrolase activity
Source: RefSeq, a predicted model, not a curated record